Messenger RNA from Dermatophagoides pteronyssinus (European house dust mite), 724 nucleotides. Its product is annotated as protein FAM210B, mitochondrial-like. Gene Ontology annotation, cellular component: mitochondrion. The record is from RefSeq and is a predicted model, not a curated record. NCBI's taxonomy places the organism in Eukaryota, Metazoa, Arthropoda, Arachnida, Sarcoptiformes, Pyroglyphidae.
AACCAAUCACUGAUGUAGAUAUCGUGUGAUAGAAAAUUAUGUGAAUUAUUUUGCCAAUUGUGUGAAUCAACAAAUUGAAAUAAAUUGAAUCGAAAACUUAUCGACAUUUAUUCAUAAUGAUUUCCUUACGAACAUUAAAUCGAUUCUAUUUCCGUGAUCAUAGACUAAUCAAUAGUCUUUCAUCUGUUAUUAAUGACUGCAAAUCAUUGUACAAACCAUCAAUUUAUAUAGAAACACGAAAACAAAUAUCUGAUGAUGGUCCACAAAAAAAAUCACAAGGAAAAAUGACAGAAAAUAAGGAAAUAAAAUCACAAUUUAUGGAAGAUGGUAUACGUAUGACAACCAGAGAACGUUUAAAACAGAUGGCCAUUGUUUAUGGUCCAUUGGCAACCGUUUUACAUAUCGGUCUUUCUUUAACCUUUUUGGGUAUAACUUAUGUUGCGAUAAAAUUUGGAAUUGAUGCAUUCGGAUUUAUUGAAAAAAAUGAUUUAUUUGGUGAAACUUAUAUGAGAAUUUUAUCUACUGGUGGUACAUUUGGUGUUGCAUAUGCUGUUUAUAAAGCAAUGAUGCCUAUACGUGUUAUGGUUACAAUAUUUGUUACACCAAAAGUUGCUACUAAACUACAAUCAAUGGGUUUAAUUAAAAAACGUUUUUAAACUGAUAAUGAAAAUUAAACCAAUGGCAAUAUUAUUAUUUUAGAAAAUAUGUUUUUUGAAAAAUAUAU